AAUUAUUUUUUAACACUGACGGUCGAGCUAUCGCAGAGCAGCCACUGCUGUUUAAUAGUAAAGCGAUAUACAACGCAGCGAACAAGUGCUGUUUCGAUUUUCGACGUUGCGGGUGCGAAUCGGUUUGUUUUUUGGAACUAUCUCUUUACAACACCACAUUUCUGAAAAAACGGUCGAUUUGGGCCAGUGCAAGCGGAAAAGGUUUUCGCUAUUGAUGUUCUACUGAUUGUGCCUAAAGUGUUUUUAUAUCCACGAAAAAAAAUUUAAGUACGAGCCCUGGCAGGACAGCGCCCCGUCUUGUGAUAGUUUGACUUCCCACCGAAGCCAGCCGACUUGGCUACCAAUUUCUCACCGAAGAACUCCUCAAGGAAAAGCCGUCAAAAUUUCGCCCUAACCAAAAUCAUCCCAACCCCACCAUCCCUCCUCUUAUCACCAGCUCCAGCGCAAUAGCAAAAGGGGGAAACGCACCUACGUAAACCCUCGAACGCACACACACACAAGCACCAUGGGCAGUAUAUCGCGAUGUUUGGUCGCGACAUUUUUGCUUUUCUUCACAGUAUUAAAGAAUGUCGACUGUGAUGCCCCCCUCGUAGAUUCGGCCGCCCUGCCGCUGGAGCACAGAGCCGUCUAUGGACCGCCAGCACCAUCACCAGUAUAUGGAACGCCUGGUUUGUUGAGUGGCGGCGGCGGCGGUGGCAGUAGCAGCAGUAGCGGCAGCGGUGGUAGCGACGAUCCGUGGCCUCUGUCCGCAACGAACGAUAGUCCCCAGAUUAAGCACCUGCAGGUGCAAUGCGAAAAGACGCACAUGCGCGUCAACAUUGAAUUCGAUCGACCCUUCUACGGUAUGAUCUUCUCGAAGGGAUUCUACAGUGAUCCACACUGUGUUCAUCUGAAACCGGGAACCGGACAUCUGAGUGCAACAUUCGAAAUCUUCCUGAACAGCUGCGGCAUGAGCAGUUCGGCUAACCACAAUGCCGCUAGCUUUGGAUCGCCAACCCCGUCCGGUAGCUACGUGGAAAACACGAUCAUCAUUCAGUACGAUCCUUACGUACAGGAGGUGUGGGAUCAGGCUCGCAAGCUGCGUUGUACGUGGUACGAUUUCUACGAGAAGGCCGUCACGUUCCGUCCGUUCCAAGUCGAUAUGCUUCAUGCUGUAACUGCCAACUUCCUGGGAGAUAACCUGCAAUGCUGGAUGCAAAUUCAAGUCGGCAAGGGUCCGUGGGCCUCCGAGGUUUCGGGUAUCGUGAAGAUCGGUCAAACCAUGACCAUGGUACUGGCAAUCAAGGACGAUGAAAACAAGUUCGAUAUGUUGGUACGCAACUGUGUUGCUCAUGAUGGAAAACGCGCUCCAAUCCAGCUGGUUGAUCAACAUGGUUGCGUUGUUCGGCCGAAGAUCAUGAGUAAAUUCCAGAAAAUCAAGAACUUUGGACCAUCGGCUUCGGUAGUAUCGUUUGCUUACUUCCAAGCGUUCAAAUUCCCAGAUUCCAUGAACGUACAUUUCCAAUGUGUUAUCCAAGUUUGUCGGUACAAUUGUCCAGAACCGAAGUGCGGCGGAGGAGACUACGGUCUUCCAGCGCUAUCCGGUAACGGUAUCUCCAGUGAAUACGGAGCCCCAGGAGCAUUAAGUGGAGAAUACGGACCGCCGUCAUUGCCGGAAUAUGGAGUACCACCAGCCUACCCGGAUCCACGACAUCCAGCUGAUGCCGCCGGAGCAUACUCAGAGAAUCAGGAUAGCGUGGUACCGCCACCACAGGCUCAGACAUCAGGAAACUCUGCCGAAAAUAAGGAUAGUCAAAGUCAAUCGGAUGCAUCGCAGGCAAAUCAAAGCCAGAACCAAAUCCAAAAUGAAAUUCAUGACAACAUCAACCUGCCGCCGCCUCCUCCACCAGGUCAGUCCUAUGUGACAGUAACCAAGAGAAAGGAUGACAUGGUCAACGAAGGUAACCUCGUCAGUCUCGGUGGUCGUCCACGAUCGGUUGAAGGCCUAGACGAUCUACGGGGUGCUCGUCGACGACGCGAAACCAUGACGGUUAUUGUGAAGCCACGAAUCUACAAACGCGACGCUCAAGAAAUGACCGAUGUCAACACGGAACGGGUCAUCCAGGUGGUUGCACCAGGUGAUGUGAACUUUGCUUUGAACAGUGCUGCCAACAACGAAACCGUCGUGAUUCAAUCGCAACGCACGGUUGAUCCGGAAACGAUCUGCAUGUCCGUACCAAGCUUCGUUGGUGGACUGGUGAUGUUGCUGUUAGUGCUAGCGGUGGCUUCGCUGGUAGCCGCGUUCCUCUUCGUCCGGGUGAGACACUUCGAUCGUAAAGCUAACCACAUGCCACUGUCCAGGUAAAACAGCUCACACGUGUUCCUGGUGGCACAGUAAAAAAACAAGCUUCAGCCCAUCUCCCAGUACACAACGACGUUAUUGCAUGUGGAACUACGCUAUUGGUUAUGUUUUGUUUUGUUAGAUGCUUAUGGUUUCUGGCCAGGGGUCCUUCAUUCCACCACGAGAGAACGGACCAUGCCUCGAAGGACGAAGCAGCUUGCUUACUUGGUGGAGUUCAGCGAAGCAUGUUAACAUUUUAGCCAACGUAUAUAAAACAAAAGUAACGCCAAAGUCCUAUAAUGCCUCUUCUCAAAAUCUUAGUGACAUCUGUAUUUAAACGAUGAAACUAUUACCAAUCCGAUGGACUUACGCUAUCACUUCACUAAUUUGAACCCAAAAAGUAACAUUUAAACUACAAAAAAGAGGAGACUAACCUAACCCAUUGAUCUGAUAUCUGAUACCCAUAAACAUAUCUACUCCAUGGCGCUAACAUCCUCCAUUCCCUUCUAACCUAUUCAUUUUUGCGAUUAAUUUAUUCAAAAUUCCUCGUUUCCCCAUCAUUUCCCGACAACAUACAUUCCAUAAGGGAACACUGUAUUCAGAACAUUUGACUCGUCAGUUUGACAUUGACGUUCGCAGUCGGAUCGAUUGACGUUUCUCAAUGUUUCGGAAACAUUGUUGCCAGAUGAAUAGUCAUUACCAACCGGCGGUAUUAUCGACGCACCUUACCUCGAGUAUGCCUCUGGAAUGGAAAACUUCAUUAGAUCCCCAGUUUUCAGCAAAAAAAAAACGAUAAUUAAUGUAAAACGUGUAGAAAUAUAAAUUAUCAAUGAUUUUCAAAACUGUCAGUAUGUUAUAGUGUUUUGAGUAGCCUGUUUAACUAGAUCCGGAUGGUGUUAGCAUGUGCUCACCCCUCCGGAUCUGAUAUAAGUAUCUUUGAAUCUAAAGAACACCUAUUUAUUUGCUUUAAUUGUAGUUCCCAUUGUUUCCUGGCUGGUACAUAGAUUCACCUUAACUCUAGCUGAACAAUCGAUAUACGCGCACUAACUUUUCUGAACAAAAAUAAAAAAAAAGCUUCUGCCAAUAACACCAGUGGUUCGGUAACGACUGUAAAACACCUACCAAUUAUUAUAGAUAAAACAGUCUUCAACUAGCACCUCCUCCCCCUCCCCUCUUAGCUUUCCUUACGAUACGAUUAGUAACGAUGGCGCCAACUAGUCUAGUCGCCAGAAUUUUCCUUUUAGUAAAAGUGAAACGAGCUCGAUUUCCAACUGUUCGAUGCCAAUCAGUGUUCCGACUGCUGAUGUACUUGUAAACUUUUGUUAGGUUCAACAUAGUAGACGCUCACGAGUAUUAGGAUUUUUCACAAUGAAUUCAGCAAGCACAAGCACGCCCUGCUAUAGGCAGAAAGAAAUAACAGUAUUUACAGCUAAAAUGAACAAAUAAUGGUAGCGAUUAUAGUGCAGGCAUUUCGAGUAUACAAAAAAAAACAAAUGCACCAGUGACCAAAUUUGAAGUAGAAACAAUAGAAAAGUCGAGGCCCCAACCUUUUCUUUAACGGCAACACUGGCUCUAGAGAAAGCUAACAUUUGCUUUCUUUUGAUAAACAGUUGUGAACGAUUAGCGGAAAAUAAUCAAGAAAAAUCUAACAAUUAUCACGGUUACAUUAGGAAAAUUAAAAUAAAAUAGAUUUAGCAAAAAAACAAAAGUACGAAAAAAAAACCUUAAAAAUGAAAAUGUGAAAAACAUUAAAGUAUGUUUAUUGAGCGACAAGGUAACGAGACAACGAGUAAAAUGGAAGAAAUAUCUUUGUAAAUAUUUAUUUAAAGAGAUAGUUAACAAAUAAAGAAAA
Molecule: messenger RNA, 4172 nt
Organism: Malaya genurostris
Lineage: Eukaryota; Metazoa; Arthropoda; Insecta; Diptera; Culicidae
Gene: dyl
Exons: 6
Coding region: 506-2344 (612 amino acids)
Source: RefSeq, a predicted model, not a curated record